Messenger RNA from Jatropha curcas, 1121 nucleotides. RefSeq names its product ethylene-responsive transcription factor 13. Gene Ontology annotation, biological process: ethylene-activated signaling pathway; regulation of DNA-templated transcription. The record is from RefSeq and is a predicted model, not a curated record. Gene Ontology annotation, molecular function: DNA-binding transcription factor activity; DNA binding. NCBI's taxonomy places the organism in Eukaryota, Viridiplantae, Streptophyta, Magnoliopsida, Malpighiales, Euphorbiaceae.
AUGUGGGGGGAAAAUACCUCACCGCCUGCUGAUGAUUUCUUUUUCUUGGAGCCGAUUCAGCAUUAUCUCCUUGAAGAUAAUUUUGGAAAUCUAAUGAAUUCCUUUGAUGAUUCGAUCCAUAAACCUUUCAAAUUUGACGAUCUCGACGAUUUUACUCUUGAUUGUAGUAUUUUAGGUGAUUAUGAAUCCAACAGCCAAUUUGAUUUUACAGUUCCAGAAACAACGAUGGCCGCGCCUGUUGAAUCAAAAUCUCAGGAUGCUGCCACUAGUUCUGAAGAGGUUGAAAUCCUAAUAAAUUCCUUUAACAAUUCGAGCUCUACUAGUUCUACUCUCAUCUUCACCGAUAACACCUCAAAUUAUUCACCUUUCAACAUUGACGAUCUCGAUGAUUUUACUAUUGACAGUAGCAUUUUUGGUGAUUCUGAAUUCAUCAGUCAGUUUGAUUUUCCGGUUGCAGAAACAACGAUGCCAACCGUUGAACAGAAAUCUCAGGAGGCGGCCGCUAGUUUUGAAGAAGCUGUAGUGACGCAUAACAGCAACACGCCGUCUAAAGGGUGGCAAUAUACGGGUGUAAGGAGAAGGCCGUGGGGGAAGUAUGCAGCGGAGAUUAGGGAUCCUAAGAAAAAUGGCUCGAGAAUUUGGCUUGGUACUUACGAGACGCCAGAGGAUGCGGCUCUAGCUUAUGACCGAGCAGCUUUUAAGAUGCGUGGCUCGAAAGCCAAGCUAAAUUUUCCUCAUUUGAUAGGCUCCGACGAUUAUGAGCCAAUUAGAGUGACUAACAAACGCGGCUCGCCAGAGCGAUCGUCUUCGUCUUAAAGUUCAACAUCGUUUUUAUCAGACUUGGAUUGUAGUUCUCAUCAGCCAAAGCGGAGAAAUAAAGGAUUUGAAUCAGUGGCUGCUAGUGUUUGCUCAGAAAGCAACCUUGAAAAUGGGAUUGCGGGUGUGUCAAGUACAGAGUAUAUCGACUACUCAGAAUUGAGUGCCCUAAUCUGAUUUGUGAUCAAAAAGAUUGUGAGACUGAGAACUAACUAGACAGUCUCUCAAAAAGAUUUUGAGAGGCGUUGUAAAUUAAAUGUGCAAAAAAAAUAAAGAGAGUUUUGAAAAAUAGAUUGUUGUGAAAU